CUCAGUGCGCAACGUUCCUUGGAGGCGAACAAACUUCAUGAAGACCAACGCGACAACAACCACCACGACCUCCAUGUUUGGAUCCCUGCUAACUACGCCUUCAGGCAGUGAUAUACCUGGUUCCUCCGACGACACGCAGUCGACACGAUCAGAGCCCGAACCUCCCAACCCCCCUGCCAAGAAGAGAUCGCGACGGACAGCGAGGAAGCGCGAGCCGAAGCCGAAGAAGCCAAAGAUCCGCACAUACAUCCGCCGGAGGACGGAGAUCGAGGAGCUGACAGACGAGAUGAAGAAACUAAAGAAGCAGAUGGCGUACUACGAAUACAGGAACGGGGUACUCAAGCAGCGCGAAGCGUUGAUUGAAAAGGAGAUGAUGAACAAGACGAUGCGCAACGCGCUUCAUGCCCAAAGGUUAUCGUUCGCCACCACCGUAUCCAUGGUCACGCAGUUCUUCGUACGCUUCGAACUGUUCAAUUUUCUUGUCGUUUUGUGUUCAAAUUCUAAUCUGUUUUGUGAAUUUCCAGCGCGAAUCUGCUACGGAGCCAUUUGAUCUACCUGCAAGACUUAAUAAAGAUCCAUUCCAGCGUGAAGCUGCUCUGUUACGAAUGAAGAGCGAUCGACUACAAGUCGCCCACCUCUUCAUGCACCAGAGACAGCACUAUCUAUCGACGUCGGAGUUCUGCGACCGGAAGAAAUUCGAGGCGACGAAUGGAGAUCUAGUGUCCAUUCAGUUCGAGAUCAUGCCUUUACCAGGGGCACGCAGCGUCAAAAACAUCGUCGAUGCGCUCCAGUUUUUUGUCUACAAUCUAGAGAUCAGUAUAUCCGAAGCCGUGGGUGACGUCACUAUCCGCGAAAAUGACGACGCCAAGCCAGGAAGUGCUGUAGCGCAGCAUCGCCUUGUAGCUACCGUGGCUGAUGUGAUUCAGACAGACACCAACAACGUGGCGUUCGCGGAAUACCGUCCUGCUGGGCCUGGGGAGCAAGAGCUUGGACUCAUGAUCUGCGAUACAGUUGAUGAAGACGAGUUGUAUCCGUAUCGACCCGAUACUCGCGUAAGGCAGGACAUGACGCAGAUCACUCAAAUAGCGUGGCACCAGCAAGAAGUCGGAGAUCCGAUCAUUGUCAUGACCCGAUGGUGGUGCUUGAGGAUUCGAAAAUCUGACAUCUACGUGCCCCCAUUUGUCGUGGAUCGGAUUCGAACUGGUGUCGAGAAAGUUGGUGCAGCCAUGUUUGCGACGGCAAGACGAGCAGGAGGAAUGGUCAUAUAGACAACGAUCUGGGGCAAAAGCGUAACUGUAUUCUACAGGAUUUCCUUAUAGCUUCAUGAUAACCAAACAUAUUUACUCCAGUAUAUAUGUGGUAUGGUAUCUGCGGAUUUUGAA
This is a messenger RNA of Phytophthora nicotianae INRA-310, 1382 nucleotides long. RefSeq lists its product as hypothetical. The record is from RefSeq and is a predicted model, not a curated record. The transcript is spliced from 2 exons. Lineage: Eukaryota; Oomycota; Peronosporomycetes; Peronosporales; Peronosporaceae. The coding region runs from base 402 to 1268 and encodes 288 amino acids.